Messenger RNA from Capsicum annuum, 771 nucleotides. RefSeq lists its product as uncharacterized. The record is from RefSeq and is a predicted model, not a curated record. The transcript has a single exon. Lineage: Eukaryota; Viridiplantae; Streptophyta; Magnoliopsida; Solanales; Solanaceae. The coding region runs from base 1 to 771 and encodes 256 amino acids.
AUGGGAUCUCCACAGCAACCCCACCAGCAACCUUAUGUAAAUACUAUUACCUCUACUUUUGAUAUGGGGGAUGAGAUAGUGCAAGAACAUGAUGGCUCCAAUUUCAUCCCUCUGACUGCAGAUGAUAAGGACCGCAUCUAUAAGCCAUGGCAGAAUUCCCUAAUCAUCAAGCUUAUUAGGAGAAGAAUGACCCAUCAACUUCUAAAACAAAAGUUAACCAACAUUUGGAAACCUACUGAGGAAAUUAAUUUAGUAGAUUUGGGUUCAGAAUACUUCCUGCUGAAAUUUGCCAAAGAGCAAAAUAUGAAUCAUGUAUUACAUGAUGGCCCUUGGUUUGUGCAAAAUGGCUAUUUUUCAGUCCAAAGAUGGGAACCCAAGUUCGUGGCUUCGAAAGCAAAUGAGGCAUAUACAGCACUCUGGCUUCGUCUACUAAAGCUACCAAGUGAGUUCUACGACUUUGAAAUCCUACGCAAAGUAGGUGAUAGGGUUGGUCUGCUGCUACGGGUAGAUACGUGCACAUCUAUGACUUCUCGAGAAAGGUAUGCAAAGUUGUGUGUUCAAGUGCCGAUGGAGCAACCUCUACUCCAUCACGUAUAUAUUGGAUCCCACAUACAAGAAAUACACUAUGAGGGUUUCAAUAUGUUAUGCACCUUGUGUGGUAGAGUUGUCCAUCAAACAAGGUUCUUCCAUUACAAGACAUCGCCACAACUGCACUGUACCGAUGACAAGCCAAUGGGGAUGAAUAAUGUUCCAACCAUCGAAUCGAAAUGA